AUGAAGAUAAUAUUCACAGUUACAGAUAUAGGUUAUAACAUCCCAGUGGACCAACUUUGGUCGCUUAUUUUGAAAGAUAAGAUGCUUCCAUCUGGUAUCGGUGACAGUGGAAGGAAUUUACAGCAAAAUCAGCUUCCUGUUAACAGAAUUAGCAUUAGCAGGAAUGCAGAUUUCUCUGAGAUCCAGAGUCUUCGGCCAUCCCAUGAGAAACUUCUGGAUGCUGAAUUUAACAAAGCUCUCUCAGAUAAGAUGUCAAUCACAAGGGAAAAUGGAAUGCAUUCUGAAACCAGAAAUAACUGCAAGGAAAGUGAUGAUGGAUUGAUUAAAAAAAACAAACGAGAAAUGCAUCUACAAAUUCCCAUGGAAAUGGCAUGUAAUCAGCUUAAUCACAGCAACAGUGUAACAUUCAAUAUUAAUGAUUUAACUGAUCAAUUAAGUCACAAUGGGAAAAGACAAAAUAAUACAAUGGCAUCACAUGAUCAGAUAGGCAAUAAAGAGAAGCUUUACAACUGUGCCAUAUGUGGCAAGAGUUUUAAAAGUAGACAGGCUAUAACAAGACAUAUGAUAAUUCAUACUGGUCAGAAGCCCUACAAGUGUACCAUGUGUGACAAGAGGUUUACAAGGAGGAGUAGUAUGAUAUCUCAUCAAAGGACCCAUAGUGGACAGAAGCCCUACAAAUGCAGUGUGUGUGACAAGAGGUUUGCAUGGAAAAGGACUAUGGUACUUCAUCAGUAUAUCCACACGGGAAACAAACCCUACAAAUGUACCAUGUGUGACAAGAGUUUCACAUUGAAGAGUAGCAUGGUAAAACAUCAACAUAUACACACCGGAGAGAAGCCCUAUAAAUGCACCAUUUGUAACAAGAGUUUUGUACAGAAGAGUCACAUGGUAACUCAUCAGAGUACCCACACAGGACAGAAAAACUACAAAUGUGACACAUGUGGUAAGAGUUUUAGGCAGAAGGGCAAUAUGUAUAGGCAUCAGAAUACCCACACUGGGCUGAAGCCCUAUAAAUGUACCAUGUGUGACAAGAGUUUUUCACAGAAGUGCAGUAUGACGCUUCAUCAACAUACCCACACUGGCCAGAAACCCUUUAAAUGUGCCCUGUGUUACAAGUCCUUCAGACAAGCAAAUAUUUUGAAAAGGCAUCAGAGGAUCCACAGUGGGCAAGAUCCAAAUAUAGUGAAAGUUUUGAAACAUGUGGAGAAUAAAUCUAAGAUGACAUCUCUGCUUAAUUUAGCAGAUGCACAUCCCUUAUAUCAGAAAAGGGGAAUCAUUAAAGGGCAACUCAUAAGAGCGAGUAGAAGCUGUAGCACUGAUGAGGACUUUGAGUUUGAAGUUAAAACUUUGCGAGCCUUUUUCCUGGAAAGAGGAUAUCCCCUAGAAAUGUUUAUGGGUUUAGUUGAUGAGAUCAAAGUAUUCAGGAAAACCUUAUACACACCUAUUUUGGGAAAAGGAUCAGAGUUGGCAAUCCCAUCAACUUCCAGAGUAUCCAACCACCCUACAAACAGUUUUAUAUACACUUAUUCAUCUAGUUCCAAAGAAAUGGAGGAAACCGUCAGAAACUACUGGCCGGUUCUAGCCCUUUAUGAAGAUUUCAAGGACCUUUUACCCCCCAGACCUAGUUUCAUUAGAAAAAGAGGCAUUAACUUCAAAGAAAUUUUUGAAAGGAAACCAGAAAACAAAAAGAAGGUGAAACAAUCUAAGAAGGGCACUUACAAAUGUGGCUCUUGUAGUCAAUGCCAUGCUUUAAUGAAUGUCGAAUCCGUGUACAUUCCAUCCAGGAGGUUUAGGAUGAAACCAACUGGUUCCUACUCUUGUGGAAGCAAAGGGGUGGUAUACCUGGGUAUUUGUACCACGUGUUCGAGUUUCUCGUGGGAAGACUGA
This is a messenger RNA of Protopterus annectens (West African lungfish), 1887 nucleotides long. RefSeq names its product zinc finger protein 79-like. Bases 1 to 1887 code for a protein of 628 amino acids. Gene Ontology annotation, biological process: regulation of transcription by RNA polymerase II. Gene Ontology annotation, cellular component: nucleus. Lineage: Eukaryota; Metazoa; Chordata; Ceratodontiformes; Protopteridae. The record is from RefSeq and is a predicted model, not a curated record. The transcript has 4 exons. Gene Ontology annotation, molecular function: DNA-binding transcription factor activity, RNA polymerase II-specific; RNA polymerase II cis-regulatory region sequence-specific DNA binding.